AUGGACCACCAUCAAAAGCAAGAGCCCAAGGACAAAUCCAUAGAAGAAAUGAGUAAUAAUGUUGAGCAGACUUUUACAUCGGUGCACACCGAGGGGAGUAAAUCCCUGAGACAAAGCCCUUACAUGACAACAGCUGCCAUGAUAAAGUUCACCAAUUUGCAAAAGAAGAAAAGGUCCACGGCUACCGAGUCACAGGACUCAAAAACCAUUGUCAGUUUGGAGGGGCCUUAUGGUUUGGGCAACAUUACAUUCCCUGCCUUACAGCGUUUUAAUAACAUUCGCUUCUUCCUGCUUUUGUAUUGUACCCUGGUCAUGUGUCAAGGUGCUGUGUUUGGUCUCGUACAUCUGAGUACUGCCACUUUUGCAAAGGAAUACUAUCUGGGGAGGUCAACAAAAUUAGCAUUGUCCCUCACUUAUGACAUUUCAUCUUGUCUGCUAGUAUUAUUUGUAGCCUACUAUGGAGGAAGAGGAAGCAGAACGAAGUGGGUUGCCAUUUCUUCCUUGUUAGUAGGCUUUGGAGCAAUCUUAUUAGCUAUUCCAAACCAGAAAGUUACAAAUUUAAAGCCAUCUGAAGGUGCUGAAGCUAUGUGUAAAGACCUGAAGGAUUCUGAUGGUUGUCCCAAACACAAACAAGCAUUCCAGUCAAAAUUUAUAUCUUUCUUUAUCCUCGGGCAGACUCUACAGGGAAUGGCAGCACUGCCUUUGUAUAUCCUUGGGAAGAGCUUUAUGGAUGACAGUGUUCCUCUGCAUUCUACUGGCAUCUACUUAGGCUUCUGGUGGCAAUUGGUCCUGUCUGCUCAGAGGGGAGGACUCUCUGAGGCUCUGGUGGGGUUCCAGAGGACAGGGAUGGGAGUGCAUGGUCAGUUGGCCUGGUGUGUGCAAGUGCAUGGGGGUAGUGGCAAGUGUGAUGGCGUUUCCAAGCCUGGAGAUGCUUGUGGAGCUACUCUGGCUUACCUGCGCACAGGGCUGCUGUCCACUGGGAUAGCGAUCCUGAACCUGCAGGCAUGGGUGCAGCUACUCUGGCCUGCCUGGGUCCGCACCAGAGGAUGUGGGGUGGCAGUCAGUGGGACGACAUUCCUGAGCCUGGACCACGGGUGGAGAUACGCUGACCUGCCUGGUCUGCGCGUAGGGGUGCAGGUUGGCAGUGAGAGCGACGGGGCUCCCAAACCUGGUCUUGGGGAAGCCUCUGAAGUAUUUGGAUAUGGUUUAGGAAUUGCAAUAGGAUCUCCACAGCUGACGAUACAAAAGAGAAAUGAUUCUUAUGAAAAGGAUCAAGAAAAUGAUUCUGAUCCUGAUCAAACUACUCGUCAUCAAAAUAAUGAGGAUGAUGAAGUUGUAUACUGGAAAGUCAGCUGGGGGGCUUGCUUUAUUUCAGCAUCUGUUGUGGCAUGGAGUACAUUUUUACCACUUUUAUGUUUUCCACAUACUAUACCAGGUACAUUCAAGAUAAGAGCUGUGAAAGAAAAACAACUCCCAUUGUUCGACAGGAAGCUUAAAGAUGUAGUAUUGGGACCUUAUUUGAGGGACUUGUUUCGUGCAGUUUGGGCUUUGAUGCAAAAUCCAAUGAUGAUGUCCCAAGCUUUCUCUAAAGCUUCAGAAUACCUUGCUUUCAUUGGUGCUUCAGAAUUUAUGCCCAUAUAUAUAGAAAAUCAGUUUUUGUUGUCGCCCUCACUGGCAACGAUGCUUACAGGAAUUCUUUUAAUUCCAGCAGGUGCACUUGGCACAUUUCUGGGAGGUUUCAUUGUUUCCAAGUUAGAAAUGUCUUAUAGAUCCCUAAUGCGAUUUACAAUGGCUACAUCUACCAUAGCAGUUAUAUUUCUUUCAUUGGUGAUAUUUGUGUCCUGUGAAACAGUGCCAUUUGCUGGGAUCAAUGAAAAUUAUGAUGGAACAGGUGAACUGGGAAACCUCACAGCUCCUUGCAAUGCGCACUGUGGUUGCUCCUCUUCCAUCUACUCUUCAGUAUGUGGAAGGGAUGAGGUGGAAUAUUUCUCUCCCUGUUUUGCAGGCUGUGUCAUGUCUAAACAUAUAAAUGAAAGAAAGGUAUUCUACAAUUGUUCUUGCAUUAAACAGGGUCUGGGAACUUCAGAGGAGGCUGAAUUUGUUGAUGCCGUUGCUGGGAAAUGUAAUACAAGCUGUUAUAAGUUACCUUUGUUUUUUGCUUUCAUGUUUUGUUCAAUUGUUUAUUGUAGUUUAUCGAUUAUACCAAUCAACUUGAUUAUCCUCCGGACUGUGCCUGAAAAACUACGUUCUCUGGCCCUCGGUUUGAACUUUUUUAUCUUCCGAGUCUUUGGAACAAUUCCUGGACCGCUGAUUUUUAAACUGAUGGCAGAAACGUCUUGUACUUUCUGGGAUGUUAGUCAAUGUGGAUUCAAAGGACAUUGCUGGAUCUAUAAUAAGACAAAAAUGGUCUACAUAUUGGUAGGAAUAUGCUUUCUUUGCAAAACCUGCAGUGUCUUCUUCACUGCCAUUGGAUAUUAUGCAUCGAGCUCGUACGAAGAGGAGAAUAACGACGGCAUCCCACUGCUUGUGAAGAAAGCGAAAGCAGACCAAAAAUCUCAUGCACGAUCCUACUCCAGAACUGCUGGCAAAGCUGUCUGCACAUCCUUCCUGUUCUUCAAAGGAGCCUCAAUUUACGUUUCAGCCAACAUAGCAAUUCUCAGGACAUCUUUUACGGAAACAGACUGGCCAUCUCCAGACCUCUCCUCCUCGGUGCAGCCCCUGAUAUGCCGACGCUGCACUGCAGUUGUAGAGCGGACAUUUGCCAAAGCUUCUACGAAAUCAGUGGUCAGCUUUCGCAUGGGCACCCCGGGGGAUCACGGGCCCCAGUGCCCGGGCUCCGGGAAGGGGAGCGCGCGGGCCGGCUGGGGACCUGCUCACCUGGCGGCGCGGGGCGGGGUCGCGCUCGGGCCGGGAGGGAGCCGGGGGCAGCGCCCGGGGCGCCGGCGGUGGGCGGGCUGCGGACCUGUCCAGGGCGGGGCCACGACGCCCUCGCGGAGCCCGGGGCCGCUGGCAGCGAGCGCCCAGAACCCCUGCUAG
This is a messenger RNA of Jaculus jaculus (lesser Egyptian jerboa), 3036 nucleotides long. Its product is annotated as solute carrier organic anion transporter family member 6A1. The transcript is spliced from 17 exons. Gene Ontology annotation, cellular component: membrane. Gene Ontology annotation, molecular function: protein binding. Gene Ontology annotation, biological process: sodium-independent organic anion transport; transmembrane transport. The coding region runs from base 1 to 3036 and encodes 1011 amino acids. The record is from RefSeq and is a predicted model, not a curated record. Lineage: Eukaryota; Metazoa; Chordata; Mammalia; Rodentia; Dipodidae.